Messenger RNA from Carcharodon carcharias (great white shark), 8547 nucleotides. It is a transcript of the gene dcbld2, whose product is annotated as discoidin, CUB and LCCL domain containing 2. Lineage: Eukaryota; Metazoa; Chordata; Chondrichthyes; Lamniformes; Lamnidae. The coding region runs from base 94 to 2202 and encodes 702 amino acids. The record is from RefSeq and is a predicted model, not a curated record. The transcript has 15 exons.
CAAUAGCAGCAGAGGGAGAGAGAGAGAGAUUGGGAGCCGGAGUGCGAUCGCUCAACAACUCCGCCGCAUUAUGCCUUCCCUUCUCAUUUCGGCAUGGAGGCUGGAACGCUGAGAGGAAAACACAUCAGAAAGCUCGGCAUCUUUUUCUACUUGAUUGCAACAUUUAGCAGCGCGAUCGGGCAGAAAGGUGAUGGUUGUGGACAUACUGUUCUUGGCCCGGAGAGUGGAACUUUUGCAUCAAUAAAUUAUCCCCAAACUUAUCCCAAUAACACCGUUUGUGAGUGGGAGAUACGGGUGCAGCCCAGUCAGAGGAUUAUUUUUAAAUUUGGGGACUUUGAUAUUGAAGACUCUACCUCUUGUCAUUUGAGUUACUUACGACUGUAUAAUGGAAUUGGCCCAGGCCGGAGUGAAAUUGGUAAAUAUUGUGGACUUGGAAUUCAGUGGGACAAGGUUAUAGAGACAGAAAGCAAUGAAGCUACUGUUCAGUUCAUGAGCGGCACUCACGUCUCUGGCCGAGGGUUCCUUGUAUCAUACUCUACAUCAAACGAAUCAGAUUUAAUUACCUGUUUGGACAAAGGAAGCCACUUUACAGAGCCUGAAUUCAGCAAGUACUGUCCUGCGGGAUGUUUGACACCUUUUGGCGACAUUUCAGGAACUAUCCCUCAUGGCUAUCGAGAUUCCUCUUUGCUGUGUAUGGCUGGUGUUCAUGCUGGUGUCGUGUCAAAUUUUCUGGGCGGCCGGAUCAAUGUUGUCAUGAGUAAAGGCAUUCCGUACUAUGAAAGCACUCUUGCAAAUAAUGUCUCCUCAAAACUUGGACCUUUAUCAGCUAGUCUGUUUACGUUCAAGACCAAUGGUUGCUAUGGGACACUGGGAAUGGAGUCUGGUGUCAUCGGAGACAGCCAGAUCAAUGCAUCUUCAGUUCUACAGUGGCAUGACCCUUCUGGACAAUUUCACAUCUGGGGACCAGAAAAGGCUCGUCUGAAAAAGCCAGGUUCACCUUGGGCUGCAUUUCAUACUGAUGAACCCCAGUGGCUACAAAUAGACUUGAAGAAAGAGAAGAAAAUAACAGGUAUAAUUACCACAGGUUCCACUCUGGGUGAAUAUUCUUUUUAUGUCUCUGCAUACCGAAUCCUUUCCCGUCAUGAUGGACAGGAUUGGAAGGUAUACAAAGAAGCCAACAGUGACCUGGACAUGAUAUUCCAAGGAAAUUCUAACAAUUACCAGGAAGUUCGGAACAACUUCAUCCCACCCAUUCUCGCCCGUUACAUCCAGAUUAAUCCAGUACAGUGGCACCAGAAGGCAGCACUGAAAGUAGAGCUGUUGGGUUGUCAGCCAUACCAACUUUCACUGGCUCGGACUCCAUCUCAGUCUCUGCCUCCUCUGCUAAGCACAGAAAUCCCUCCAAAGUUUGAUGAAAUUACAUUUACGCCAGAAAUCAAGAACAAUUCAGUGACUCCUAAGGUGACCAAAGAUGUGGCGUUGGCGGCCGUCCUGGUGCCUGUGUUAGUCAUGGUGCUUACUACCCUUAUACUGGUCCUUGUAUGCGGCUGGCAUUGGAGAAACAGAAAGAAGCCUGUAGCAGGGCCUUACAACUUGCCCUACUGGGAUCGAGCAGGCUGGUGGAAGGGAAUGAAGCAGUUUCUGCCUGCGAAAAACACUGAGCCCGAUGACACUUCUGUGCGCUACAGCAGCAGUGAGAUGAGCCGCCUGAGAGCCCGAAAUGCAAGCACAGUGAUCCAGACAGAACCUUCAGAAUAUGCCCAGCCGCUCGUGGCAGGAGCAGCAGGGACGCUACGGCAGGGGUCCACUUUCAAACCAGAGGAAGAUUCUGAAGCAGGAUACAGUGACCCAGAUGGAAAUGCUCACUACGAUGCUCCUGUGUCAGAGAUUUACCAUGCAUAUGCAGAACCUUUGCCAGUUUCAAGCCCUGAAUAUGCCACUCCAAUCAUAAUGGAAAUUUCCAGUCACCCAGCAGGAACCUUGGGAUCUGCGGCAGCCUCCACCUUUAAAUCAGCGGGGAGCACAGGGCCUUCAGUGACGGGUAAUCUAAGCACAUUGUUACCCAGAACUGAGGGUACCUCUGCUGGACAGGUAGGCUACGAUACACCAAAAGGAACAGCGGUCCCAAUGCCUGCAGAGGAACUAGGAUAUCAGGUACCAAUCAGUGUACCACAGAUAGCAGCAACAUCAGAUGCUGAGUGAACUGCCAAAAGGAGACAACAUACAGAGGGUAUUUUGGUGGGAAGAAGAGAGAAUGAGUUAAAAGAACAUUGCUGCAGCGAAAGAAAUGAUUGUACAAAGCUAAUGGGUAGGCAUGUUACCAUGGUGACUGCUAAGAAACUGUUGCCUGUUACCUGUAAUGGAUGGAAUAUGGAGUCUUCUUGAAUGUUGCCGUUCAACUGCAUGUGCCUGGAUUGUAGAGGUUGAUUCAUACUGGUUUGGUAUUCAGAAUUGUCUGAAACCAAAGGGUUAGAUAAUGCUCCACAUUAAAGAUGGUAAGAUUUUUGAUUCUGGUCAGUCCAUUCUGGUUCGGUUCAGCUCAUUUUAUGCUGUUAACUAUCAAAACGUCAUCUACUGAAAUCUGAAUUAAGGAAACAACCUCACAUAGUUGUUUAAGAUAGGCGGAUGUUAAUUUGAGAGGCAGAAGCCAAUACUUACUGUCAGUCUGAGCUUGGUUACGUGUGGGAGAGUUGUGGAAAUGGCCUGGAGAGGAAAUUUCUUUCCCAUAAUACUGCAACUUAUCUUAACAGCGUUGAGAGCCAGGUUAAAUAGCUUGUCAUGUAGGCCCUAAAAUUCUUCAGAGGUCUCCCACUGUAAUUCAGAGUAACAGUGUAAACAGGUGGCAACAGCAAAAUAUGCUGUUUCUCCUGAGCUUUGUCUCUGUUCAAAAGAAGUUACCAGCAGAAUCCUGAUUUAAUAUGAGGGUCUUUAUUUUAAAAAGGAGCGAAUUAGAAUCAGUCUUCAUAUCACACCUUUUGAUGGUGUAAUAAUGUUCUAUUUAUUCUACAAGUUAGAUUUUAACUUUCCACUGGAACAUGAUACAGCCUAUUGAUCAUUGUUAGUUAUUAGUAUGUUUUCACUCUAACUACUUAUUGGGACCUUGCACGAUGAGUACAAACCUCUCCUCAGAGAGGUGUUCCCAUCUGCGGAGGCUUUUUUCUACUGCAGGCUGAGCAGCACAUCUGCCUAAACAAUUUCUGAUUUGUUUUCCAAUCCCUCACUCUCCUAAAUGAAAUGGAUGCCAUAAGGGGGUUAUUUUACUGUUGGGCUGAUGGAGCUACAACUUGCGCAUGUAUUUUGAUGCAUUUUAUCUACAGUUAUGUUUCUGGCAUUGGAAACCAGAUCUUAUUGCUAAUUUGAUUGUCACUAUCGUGCCUUGAGAGAGGGGUGACACUGUCACUGAGGACAGGAAGUUCCUGUUGCAAGUUUUUGCUGUGAUAAAUGGAAACCCUUGUCCAAGUGACCCGGCUUACAUAAUUAAUAGGCUUUAUAUAAGACAAAAAAGUAAAGGUUGCAGCAUGAUGGUUUGGGGUGACUUCUCCUUACACAACAGAUGCAAAAUACAUUUACUGUUACAGGGACUCCCCCAAUCCACACUACUCCUUCACACAUUGCUAAGAGUCUAGUGUAUCCAGGGCUGAAUGCCAAGUACUGACCAGAAUUAUUCAUGAUCUUUAAGCUGAAAAAAGUUAGGUGAGCUGUCAAGAGAUUCAGCUCCUGGCACAGAGUUUUGCUGAACAGAAGCACAGAUCAGAGGUCAGCAUGCCCAAUUUUCCCAGUUGUACUCCCGCCAAGUCAGACUCCAUCUCAAAAGCAGAGUUGCUUUUAAAAAGAGAUCUUCUGUUUUCCUUUGAAGCAUUUUAUUUAUCUUUUUCUCUCCAUCUCGGCCCCCUUCCUCUCUCCCUUCCCCAUUGCUCCUAUUGACAAGUGUCCUUUAUAAUGACAGUAAAUGGUCAUUUGAACAUUAGAUUUAUCAGUUUCUGAUAGAAAUUAGAACUAACGAGAAACACAGUCAGAUCCAAAAAGACACUGAGCUGACCUGUAUAUUUUAUUCAUAUUGAAUUUGAUAUAAAAUGUUUGCCUAAGCACAGUGGGAAAGAAACCUGAAAAAACAAGUUUAUUUUGCACUCCUGCCAUUUGCAAUUUCCAUUUUGUUAGAAAAAUGAAUGUAAGAAAUUUCCAUUUAGUAUUUCUGUCCCUUUGUUCUUCUUUGAGCAAAGCACUCUUGUGUCAGAUUGCACCAUAAAUAAUGGAUGUUUAUUCCAGCCCAGAAUGGCAUUUAUCAUUAAAACCCCUGGUAUGAGUCAUUCUCUACAAGAAUGUACUUUUUUGUUGCCUUACCUCGGCAUGUACUGUAGUCCGUUAUUGUUUGUAUAUUUUGGUAGAAUUUAGAAUGUAUGCAUAGAAUGGAAGAGAUUUUUUUUUGAUGAUCUGUUGACAUAUGAUUGAAAUAUUUGUACAUAGAAUACCAGGUGAAAGUAACUGGUUGGCAGAAAAUUAAUGGAACCCUCAAGCCUCAGUGGUGUUGUUUACCUGGUUGAAUCCAAACUUGUUCUCAUCUCACUCUGGUUCUAACAGCUCAAAAUGGUCAAUUCGUUCCCCGCUGCUAAACUGGUGUUAAAAUUUGUUGGUUGCACGUUUCAUGGCAUUAAGUGUUUAGGCCAUUUAUUUUAAAAUGGAAAUCAAGGAUCAUUUUGAAUGUUCUUAAUAUCUGAAUUUCAUUGAAAUUUGAUCUUUUUAAGAUUUCAUCAAAUUUUAUUAAUGCUCACAAUACAUAGUUGUUACCUGUGAGAUAAGAUAGGUUAUAAAUAUUGAAGCUCAUGCCAACCUGACAAGUACAGUAACUCCAGUUCCGAUGAAAGGCCAUUGACCUGACAUAUUAGCUCUGCUUCUCACUCCACAGAAACUGCCUGACCAGCUGAAUAUUUCUAGCAUUUUUCAUUUUUAUACCACUAAAUCCAAAAUUGAUACUAGGAAAAUUCAGGAGAUAGUUACUUGCCAUCAGAGAGGUGCAGUGUUUGCUCCUUAUUCAUUUUAUCCUAAGCUUAUCCUCAUGUGGCUAUGGAUGAGUUUGAAGGUUAUUCUGAGUCCCAUGUAACCAAAAUGUGACACAUUUCCUCAGGCCUCAGGUUGCUGAAGGUGUUUUUUGACCCAAAAUAGUGUCUCAUCAUUUCCUGAUGAAUAGGAAGUUCCACUCUGAACAAUUAUUUUACUUUCUUUAAUUGACAUUUUUUGCGGUUGAUCUUGAAAAAGAUUGUAGCUUCAUGUCAAGAUUAAAUUUUUUUUUGUUGCUGAUUGAUGUUUAGGUAGUUCACCCUGUGGUAGCUAGAAUGUGAGAAUCAUAUUUGAAAAAGGUAAGCUAAAGACAUCAUAUUAAGCUUCUGAAAUGGCACCCAUCAUUUCUUACACCACUAGUUCUAUCGACAAAAUAAGGAUAAACUCGUCAUAUAGGUUCAUACUGUGUGUGUUGAGGCACUAAAUGAGCAAUUUAGCAUACUAAAUUGAAAUUUUACAAGUCAGAAAAAUGAAAGCAAAUAUAUAAGUAACAGAUUUCCAUUAUUUUCCACAAAGUUAAUUGGAUUGAGAGGGCCACAUUAGUUCUAUUGCAUUGGUAAUGCAAGGAUGAAAUGUAGCCUGCAGGUGGUGCUGUUAAGACUCCUGGCUGAAUUCACCACAAUGCUCCAUUAUAUGCCUUAAAAAUCUCCCAACAAUAGUUAUGGUUAAAAAUCACUGGUUAGGACCUCAACUACAAUAUUGUGCCCAAUUCUGGGGCCACAUUUUUACCAAAUUGGUGCCAGGCAUAUAGGGAAUUCAGUUAUGUGGAGGAAAGGUGGUUAAGGGGAAUUUUAAUAAGUUCAAAAUUGAGGGGUUUUGAGAAGAUACAUAGGGAAAAACUGUUAACCACUAGCAGACACAGAUUCGACAAAAAUAUUCCAGGGGGAGAAGUUUUUUUUUACUCAGCAAUUUGUUAUGACAUGGAGCACAUUGCCUGAAAGAGGGGUGAAAGCAGUUUUAAUAGUAACUUUCAAAGGGAAUUGGAUAUGUACUUGAAAAGGAAAUAUUUGUAGGACUGUGGGAAAAGAGUGGGAAUAAUUUAUGGUUAUUUGAGAGAGCUGGCACAGACAGAAUGGGCCAAAUGGAGUCCUUCUGUGUUAUAUUAUUCUAUGUCUGCUUAGGUUUUCCUAGCCUUGUAUGAGUCAUUUGGGGUCUAGAAUGCUGGAAAUGAAUGAUAAAGUUAUAACUUUAUGCCCAUCAAAAGAAAUAUUUUCCAGCUAUCCUGUGGCUAUUCAAUGUCAAACCCAAUAUAUGAUUCCAAAGUUUCCAGCAUGCCCUUGCAAGUAAACAUGUCUUUAAUAUUGAUGCUGUACUCACUCAACAAAUGCACUAGCAUCUCCAUAUUUGCUAUAUAUUUGCCUUAAUCUAACUUGAUGAAUGUAACGUUUAGACCAACCUUGGGGGUGGUGAUCAACAACUAGAGCAGGUUACCAAGAAUAAUAGUUGAAGAUAGGACAUUGGACUGAAUCAGUAACAUCCAGACACGAUAAUGGAUUAGUUUGAUAUCGUGUGAUGUGAUGAUAUAUCAUGAAACAAUGUCAAAUGGGGUGAAUGUCCUUUUUAACUUAAGUCUCUCAUGUCAAAUUAAGGAGAUGAAGUGGAGUAACCAGGAAGUGGAUCUAAGUUAAAAGAUGUGAUUCCCUUCUCUGACCCUUCAUUUUAGCCACAUUCACACAUUAAAGAUCAACUCCUCUGGCUUUAAUUUUCAUUCUCCCUGCAGCUUGUAACCUUUGUGCAUACAGGCUCUACAGUGCCACCAGCUGGAUCAGGAUGUUUUGCAACAUUCAUUAACUGAGAUUUGAAGAAUAUAUGCCAUAAAAAUUCAAAAUUAGCAUAAGAUACAAUAUUGAAAAAGAAAAUCUGGUUUAAAGUGAGGAUUGUUGAAGUGGCCCUGAGUUUGGAGUUGAUGGUGUUGUAAAUUCACAAUCAGAUGGGGUUGGGAUCAUGGCUUCAAUUCAGAAGUUUCUUUGAUAAUGAUGAAUAUGUCUUGAGGCCUUUAUCACCUUGAUAAUGCAUCCGCACUAAGGCUUAGAAGUAAAUGGGGAAAUGGAAUUUCCUUUAAAACGUGUCCAGUUUACAUGUUUUAAAUUCCCAGACAUCCCACUCAGGGGUAAAAGAAACAGAUUGUCCAAUCCAAAACCACGUGUGGCAACCAUAAUUGAGAUAGCUGUUUGAUCUGGUCUGGUCUCGCCUUAAACAGUCCAUUCACGCACAGAGGACUAGUUUGGAAACAAUGUGAAAAGCAGCAAGUCUGAAAGAAAACUGGUGGCUCACAGCUUGCUGGAUAAAUUCACCCAAUGGGACUGAGGGUAUAGUAAAGAAGAAUUAUAUGCGUGCAGCCUAUGUUUGUUACAAGGUACGUAUUCCUGAAAAAUCUGAGUUCCUAAAAUGUCACAGAAGGUUAGAACUACUGUUACUACAAGAGAAGUUUCUUUGCUCUACAAUGUUUUAUGAAUCUUGCUGUAAGGAGUGAUAGGUCUCUCAAAAUUGAUUUAUUUCUGUGAAAUAAUAGUUUAAAAUAGUAUUUGCUCCACAAUAUUACACUGCAAAGUGCAUUCUUUCAUUAGCGUGAUUGCCAGCACAACAAAAUGUUUUAUUUUUGAAAAAAAAAAGUACUUUUUGAAUCUGUUCAUGGGAGGAGGGGUGUUAACUAGCAGUUAUUUCACAAAAAUAACUUCUUCCCUUCCUCUAGUUCACCCGUCAUAGGAUUUAAUCUGCCUACAGUAUUUGAAGACAACAGUGUAACUCAUCCCAUCUCAAUAUAUUACUUAGAGAGUCAGUUUGCAACAUGUGUUUUUUCUAUCAUUACCAUUGUUUCAAAGCCAGCUUUAUGUGUGGAUUUUAGUUUAAUCAUUUAGAGUUGCAACAACUUAAAAAAUGACCGAAGCUGAGCUUAUCUUAACCUGUCAGUGUAUGCCACACAAAAUAUGAACGAAACUGGGAGUUUAGCUCCAACACAACAUAACCCUAAGCCUGUGCGUAAAAAGAGGCUCAGUGUAAGGGAUCAAUGGUCUUAAACCAAUGAUUAAUACGAAUGAACAAAUCAUGCAACUUACACAUCCCAUGCACAGUCACCUGUCACUCUAUGUCAAGACUAUUUUGCAAGAUGCACCUUGAGUUAUUUUUGUGAUAAUCACUGUGUUCAUACUGAAACUGCGAAAACUGCUUUCUGAUAGAAGAUUGUGUGGAUUUCACAGUUUCAGCCCUGUCGUCACAUCAGUGUGUUUAGUAAAGACAAUCUUUCUUAGUUUACUGUUACAAUACAAAAUUUGCAUCAAGUUUUCCACAUUAACUUUGUACGUGUGUCAGCAAAACUGCUUUAUUUGAAAUUAUUGCCGACAGUUCUACACAAUGUAGAAGCCACUAAGUUUGCUCAUUUUUACUUGUAGUACUUUUAAAAUAAUUUUAGUGCGAGUACUGUACUGUCGCAGUUAAAAGAACUGUCGAUUCAAGUGAAGUUCUAUCUAUAAUAAAAUAACACUGAAACAACAA